CUGAGACUCAAGAAAGACCCCAGUCGAAAACUUUCCUCUUCAGUUUUCUAGCCGCGGCCGUCGCGAUGAAGUCACGCGCCGGCACGCCGCCCGUCCUGUACUCGUACGCGUCGAUGCAGCAGCGGAGCGGCGGCGGCAUGAGGUGGCGCGAGUGCGUUGCCGUGCUGGGCGCCGCGGCCAUGGUGGUGUUCGUCGUCACCCACUCGCUCCUCCCAGGGGCCAGGGUGGGGGAUCUGGGCGACGUGGUUAGCCCAGUGCUCCGUCUCCGGAGAGCCAGGCGGGAGGAGGCGGCCGUGCCGUCGUCGGAGAAGACGGUGGGGGAAAUCGGCGAUGAGGCCGAUGGCUUCCCGUGGAGCAACGCCAUGCUGCAGUGGCAGCGCACCGGUUACCAUUUCCAGCCGGACAAGAACUACAUGAACGGUAUGGAAUCCAUUACUUCCGAUGAUGGAAUUUUUAGAUGCAAAUCCUCCUGUGUUCUUUCUCCUCGCCUUGCUCUAUGUUUGGAGGAAGAAACUGACUGGCAAUGGCUAGCUGCCUUUUUUGCUGUCUUUUUGUUUGUUUGCUUGGCGGAGAAAGAAACUGACCACCGUUUGCUUACGUGCUCCGGCGACAUGCAUGCAUAUAUGCAUGCAGAUCCAAACGCUCCAAUGUACUACCGUGGAUGGUACCACUUCUUUUACCAGUACAACCCGGAGGGUGUCACGUGGGGAAACAUCUCGUGGGGCCACGCCGUGUCGCGAGACAUGGUCCACUGGCACCACCUACCCCUCGCCAUGGUGCCUGACCGAUGGUACGACAUUAACGGCGUUUUGACGGGCUCCGCCACCAUACUUCCUGAUGGCAAGGUCGUCCUGCUCUACACAGGGAACACCGACACGCUCGCCCAGGUACAGUGUGUUGCCGAACCUGCAGACCCUCAUGACCCUCUCCUCCGCACCUGGAUCAAGCACCCCGCCAACCCGGUCCUCUUCCCGCCCCCCGGGACAUACAAAAAGGACUUCCGUGACCCCAUGACCGCAUGGUUUGACAAGUCCGACAACACAUGGCGCACCAUGAUCGGGUCCAAGGACAACAACGGGCAUGCUGGCAUCGCCCUCAUGUACAAGACAAAAGACUUCGUCAAGUUCGAGCUCAUCCCGCGUCCGGUCCACCGCGUCGAGGGCACCGGCAUGUGGGAGUGCGUCGACUUCUACCCUGUUAGGGGCAAUAGCAACUCAUCACAGGAAGAGUUGUACGUCCUGAAGGCGAGCAUGGACGAUGAACGACAUGACUACUACGCAUUGGGAAAGUAUGACGCAGUGACCAACACAUGGACACCGCUGGACCCAGAAGCAGAUGUGGGAAUCGGACUGAGGUACAAUUGGGGAAAGUUAUUUGCGUCCACGACAUUCUAUGAUCCGGCAAAGCGGCGACGUGUGAUGUGGGCGUAUGUUGGUGAGACAGAUUCCAACCGGACCGACCUCGCCAAGGGAUGGGCAAACCUCCAGGCGAUUCCGAGGACGGUGGCGCUGGACGAGAAGACCCGGACGAACCUCCUCCAAUGGCCGGUGGAGGAGAUUGAGACCCUCCGUCAUAAUGCAACUGACCUCAGUGGCAUCACCAUCAGCACUGGCUCCGUCUUCCCCCUGCAUCUCCGGCAAGCCGCUCAGCUCGACAUAGAGGCCUCCUUCCGCCUCAACACUUCUGACAUCGCAGCCCACAACGAGGCCGACAUCGGCUACAACUGCAGCACUAGCGGUGGUGCCACCAACCGGGGUGCGCUCGGCCCCUUCGGCCUCCUCCUCACCAACGGUCACAGUGAACAAAUGGCAAUGUACUUCUACAUGUCUAGGAGCCUUGACGGGGACCUCCGGACCCACUUCUGCCAUGACGAGUCGCAGUCAUCGCUGGCCAGGAAUGUUGUGAAGCGUGUGGUGGGCAGCACUGUUCCGGUGCUCAACGGAGAGGCCUUAUCCGCUAGGAUUCUUGUGGAUCAUUCCAUUGUGGAGAGCUUCGUUAUGGGCGGGAGAUUGACGGCGACGUCCCGAGUGUACCCGACUGAGGCCAUCUAUGAGGCGGCUGGGCUGUACGUUUUCAACAAUGCUACCGGCUCCACUCUCAUCGUCGAUAAGCUCGUGGUGCAUGAGAUGCAUUCAACACCGAUGCAACUAGAUCUUUUUGCACGAGAUUAACUUCCAACCGGUUUCUCUUUACUAAGUUUGUUUUCUGAUUA
Triticum aestivum (bread wheat) is the source of this 2212-nucleotide messenger RNA. Its product is annotated as sucrose:sucrose 1-fructosyltransferase-like. Gene Ontology annotation, molecular function: hydrolase activity, hydrolyzing O-glycosyl compounds. The record is from RefSeq and is a predicted model, not a curated record. Lineage: Eukaryota; Viridiplantae; Streptophyta; Magnoliopsida; Poales; Poaceae. Gene Ontology annotation, biological process: carbohydrate metabolic process. The coding region runs from base 66 to 2171 and encodes 701 amino acids. The transcript is spliced from 3 exons.